This is a messenger RNA of Anopheles moucheti, 1347 nucleotides long. RefSeq lists its product as uncharacterized. The record is from RefSeq and is a predicted model, not a curated record. The coding region runs from base 1 to 1347 and encodes 448 amino acids. Lineage: Eukaryota; Metazoa; Arthropoda; Insecta; Diptera; Culicidae. The transcript has 3 exons.
AUGAUGCCAAAGUCAGUUCUAGUGUUCGUGCUGGUGUGUCUCGGUGGAUGUUCCGCGGCACCCGCAUUCGACCCAUUGGACUAUCUCCCAACAUUGGAGUAUCUUCGAAAUGUACUGCGUUUUAGCUUACUUUCCCUUUCCGAAGUGAAACCGGAUACGACUUUGCCACUUACCUUAAAUAUUACUCAAACUUUAGGCAAAGUUAACAGCUCAUUUACGAACGCGCUAGAAGCAGCUGACAAGAUCACCAUUCUUCUUCAGGCGCAAGAUAUCUCUCGCAAUAUGCAACCGUUAGCAGAAAACCUUCAUCAAAUAAACAGCUACUUGAAUGAGACUAACAUCCCCUUCCCAGAGUACUACCGCAAGGAGAACGCUUCUCAAGAGUUGGAACUCCUGGAGCGGAAUAUGAGUGAGCAUUUGAUGCGGAUAGAUUUCUUAAAAGAUACCCUCCAGUUGGGUGAUUUACGGGAGAUCAACAGCUUCCUGACCGGUGCCACCAGUCAUGUAAUGUCCACGACGAUGGCCGUUUUUCUAAUUUCCAGUGUCGAGAAGUUGCAACACUAUCUCAAAGUACUCUUUUUACCGCCUCACAUGGAGGCAACCGAACUGAAAGAUCUUCACGAUGUCACCCAGAUCGCACGAUCGUACCAUAUGCUGUACGGUGCUGCUCUUCGUAGCGCAUCGGGACGCUUUCUCCGGGAAGCAUCUGACGGUGGACAGUUGCUCCGAUCGAUGCUGGGUACACUGCAACACCUUCCCGACGAUCUUCAUACAGCUGUCGCCGAGUUUUCUAGCCAAGUGGACAACUUCAUCCAGACUGGGCUCGGUGAUCUGCAGUCGAUCGAAUCCAAGGCUGACAAUCGGUUUGGAGAGGUCUUACAAAACAUGCUUUACACCUCGUACGGUUUAGUGUCCUCGGGAAUGGCAAAGUUACGUCCCUUCCCACUGCACCUUCAGUGCGUACGUGAUCUCGUGCCACGCGCACAUACUGUCGGUGCCAUCAGCCUAAUGUCUGUUGCACUAUGCUCGAACGAGGCAACCACAGCGCUGUAUGAUGCAACGAUGGUGUACCAUGACAGAGUACGCCAACUUCAGCAUGAAAUUUUCGACCAGCUGCAACAAGUACGGGAUUGCGCUAAACUGGAAAAUGGAAGCUGUUUCACGGUCUAUGAUGAGACGGUGACGGUUAUUAAUACAAAUGCCGGCUUGGUGAAACAUUUCGCAAUUGAUUUUGAGCCAUACCGAGAACAAUUGCUCAGCUGCCUUACGUCCAAAUACGAAAUCAUGACGGCAAAAGUGCUGGAUAUGUCUCUCAAGUUUGACAAAUGUGUUAAGACAACCAAGUAG